CCUAACUGUGAUCCAAACACAAGACAUUCCAAAAAAUGGCAGGAACCGUUGAAAAGAUUUUCAUUCUUGGAUUUCUAAUCACAGGUAUAAGAAGCAGCUGUAUUUUCCCAGAAUUCCUUCAGAGUCCCUCUGAAGAUGGCUCUCUAAAACCAUGGAGUACCCGGAUGUGGUGGCUCAACCUACGUCACGUGCCGAAAUGGGUUGAGAAACAGGAUGUGUUCAUAGAGGGGGCGUGGGUGUGGCGUCACCGUGACAACAACCUCAAGUCAUGUGACAGGGUGGCGAGAAAGGUUUACUAUAAGAGUAGUUUCGGACACUGUUCAGAACGGAGACUUGUGUACAACCGGACUUGUCUGGCGUCAGAGGGAUACAAUAAGUUCAGAGUGGUUCAGUACGAUACUGACAGUAUAAUUAUCGUAUCUAUAUCUGCAGGUAAAUCUAUUCGCCGUGUCCCUGUGCAAACUAACAACACGCAUCUCUGA
This is a messenger RNA of Gigantopelta aegis, 482 nucleotides long. RefSeq lists its product as uncharacterized. The transcript is spliced from 3 exons. The record is from RefSeq and is a predicted model, not a curated record. Bases 36 to 482 code for a protein of 148 amino acids. Lineage: Eukaryota; Metazoa; Mollusca; Gastropoda; Neomphalida; Peltospiridae.